This is a messenger RNA of Engraulis encrasicolus (European anchovy), 925 nucleotides long. RefSeq names its product desmoglein-2-like protein. Gene Ontology annotation, cellular component: membrane; desmosome. The transcript has 7 exons. Lineage: Eukaryota; Metazoa; Chordata; Actinopteri; Clupeiformes; Engraulidae. The record is from RefSeq and is a predicted model, not a curated record. Gene Ontology annotation, biological process: homophilic cell-cell adhesion. Bases 38 to 925 code for a protein of 295 amino acids. Gene Ontology annotation, molecular function: calcium ion binding.
AGCUACAGGGGACCAUGGCCUCACCACUGAUAAAGGCAUGGACAUAAUCACUGUCAAGAAGCACAUCAUUGGCCGAGAGGUGCUUGACUCUUACACACUCAUCGUGCAUGGCGAAGGCUGGUUCGGCACUCCAGGUGGAAACACAGGAACAGGAACGGUGAAGAUUGAGGUGCGAGACCUCAACAACGACGUUCACACUCAGGACAAGGACACGUACUCUGGAGGUGAGCAUCGAGAGACGGGGGAAAAGGUGUUGAUGAGACUCAAAGCACUCGAUGUGGAUCUCCUGAAAAGCGAUAACUGGCUGGCUGUAUUCCACAUCAUGGCUGGAAAGCAGGGCGAUAUCUUCACUGUCGAAACUGAUCCCCUGACCAAUGAGGACAUUUUGAGGAUGAUGAAGCCAGCUCAGCCAAAGACCCCACUCCAGGAGGAGGAGAAGGAGUUGCAGAUCCAGACACAGGAGGGUGGGGAUUUGGGGCCGGGUGGGGAACGGCAGGUGAUGGUGGACAGGGAGGAGGUGGAGGACAAGCCUCCUGAUUCAGGUAACCCUCCAAAACCUGGUGGAGCUGGAGAUAAACCAGAAUCGGGAACAAAACCAGGAGACAAACCUUCUCAAGGAGGUCCAUCUAAGAAGCCAGGAGGUAACCAGAUGAAUCCUGGUGAACCAGUGUUCCAUCCCAAGGUGAAGGAGGUAGCCGUGUCAGGGAACCCAGACAAGACAAAAGUGCACAUGUUCAUCACCAGCUACCCGGCCACUGAUGGAGACACGGAAGACCUGGCAGAAAACGUAAGAUAUGCAGUAGAAGAUGAUCUUGAUGACUGGCUCAUCAUUGACGAGACCACAGCGGAGAUUAAACUCAACAAGCUGCCAGAUCCAGAGUCUCCAUUUGUGAUGUUCCAAGUAAAACCGUCACUGGAACUAUAG